Contarinia nasturtii (swede midge) is the source of this 5065-nucleotide messenger RNA. RefSeq lists its product as uncharacterized. Gene Ontology annotation, cellular component: centriolar satellite; centriole; ciliary basal body. Bases 419 to 4894 code for a protein of 1491 amino acids. Gene Ontology annotation, biological process: centrosome cycle; protein localization to centrosome; intraciliary transport involved in cilium assembly. The transcript has 13 exons. NCBI's taxonomy places the organism in Eukaryota, Metazoa, Arthropoda, Insecta, Diptera, Cecidomyiidae. The record is from RefSeq and is a predicted model, not a curated record.
UACUGUGAUCAAUGAUGUUUUUUUCAAUUUAUUGAUACUCAACUAAUAACAAAAGAAUUGCAACUAAACUAAACUAAAUUUGGAGUGCAUGCAUUGCAUAUUGACAAACGUCAAAAAUGAAGAACUGUAAACAACAUUAGAGACACUUGACUACAACGUAUCGGAGAGAAAGAGAAAAACAAGCGACCCUUUUUUUUCAAUAAACAAAAAUUGUUUUGUUUUUAUGUUUCUUUUGUUAUUGCAAAUAAAUAUAUAAAUUAAAUGCAAUCAAUUUCGUGUGAUUCUGUAACCAUACAAAUUUAUCUUUAGUGCAAGUGUUGCACUAUACAAAUUGCAUUAGAAAACAAAUAUUCUGUCUUUGAAUUUUAUUUAUUUUUGUCCAUUUUAAAAUAAUAAUAUCAACGAAUAAAAUUGAACGAUGUCACCUGGAGCAAAUAAACGUCAAACAGGCACCGUGCCAAAGGAAAAAGCAUCUCGCAAAAAUUCAGUGCCUCAAGAGAUUGUAGCUCCAACUCGACGUGAUCUUCAGCAGCAUUUGAAUGAUUUCUUUGCAUCGGUACAAAGAGCAUCAAAACGCGACAAUAACAAUCGAACUCCCGGUGAAGGAACUUGUUUUGAACUAGAGAAUUUUUCGUUGCCGGAAAACACAAGAUCAUGUUGGCCAGUACGUCCAAUACCAAGACGCAGCUAUCUUCAAGAUGCUGUCACAAACAACGAAGUUCAUAGUACAGGAAAUACGGCAGCAUCAUCUUCAACAAAUGCGGCCAUUGGUGUUGUUAUACCAACUACACCGAAUUCCACUCUACAUCAGCAACAGAAUCAACUGAAUGAGCAAUUGCUUCAUCACAAUCAACAGCUAUUGUCGAUGCGUGUUCCCGAUGGAGCGCCACAACCAACUCGAACCACAGUUCCAUUCAACAAUGAGAAAUCACUACCGAUGGAAGAUCGCCUAUCGCAAAUUCAAGACUACAUUCGAAUAACCACAUCGCUCAUCGACUCGAUCAACGUCGAGAAGGCCAACGCACCGCGACCGCAGUCAGUAUCCAGUGUUCAUACGACCGCACCAAAUACACCAACUUAUGAAGAACUACAAACAAAAUUGGAAGUAUCGAAUCGCAGCAUUUUACAUAUUAAGGAACAACAACAACAAUUGAUUCGACUGCAGCAGGCCGCCAAGAAUCAAUUGUAUGAAAUGGAACAAUUGCGAAAUAACCAACAGCCAAUGACAUUUCCAAAUAAUCAAAAUGCGGUUCCCGACUACGAUAAUGUUGAAGACGUUACACAAGAUGUGACAUCAUUAAUGUCACGCAUGAAAACACUCACCGAUUUCAUUCACAGUCAAAAUGAUUUAGCAAAUUCAUUAGGCCUUGACCAAAAAUCCGAUUUGAUUGAAGAACAAACGCAACUACAAAAGAAACUGGUCGAUUUGAAAAAUAAAAAGCAACAAAUGGCCAAUUUGGUAAGCGAAUUGCACGCCAUGAAUAUUCAAGCGGAAAAUAACUUUGACGAUAUGAAUCGAUCGACAACCGUCACGCCACCACCACGAAAUGUCAACGACGAAUCAUUUGAUACCGUUCAAGUGCCGGGAUGUGAAUUCGAUCAUAAUGGAAAAAUUGUGCUUGUCGAUCAACCAACACGCUCGAACGAUGCCGAUGACGAAGAUGAUGAUGACGAAGUGGCUGCCGCCGCUGGAUCAGUUCUUCAAGAUAAAAUUGCCGAAAUUAAUGCAAUGAAAGAUCAACUGAAGCGAUUGCAGAACAUGAUGCAUACAGUUAAAUUGAUUGAAAUUAAAAAUGGUGAUUUUCAACCAGAUGAUGAGGUGACUAUUCAAUCACAAGACGAACCAAACAAUAUUCAAUCAAACGAUGAUCCACAACGUGACGAAGAAGAAGAACAAGAAAUGGCUGAACGUGUUCGAGUUUUACACAACAUGACCAACGAUUUACGUGAACAAGCUGUGACAUUGGCUGCUGAACGAGAUCGCUUGAAGGACAUUAAAAACGAAAUGGCAAGACGUCGUGAAUUCGAUGGAUCCGAAAAGAAUUUAAAGCAACAGCAAACCCAUCAAAUUAAUCCACAACCGAGCACAUCGGCCGGACAGAAAGAGCAAAUUCUCGAUUCAAAUUUUCUGCAAAAGAAAAACGAUGUGGAAAAAUCAAUUCCAAAUGAAAUACAGCGCAUCAAUAAAGAACCACUUCAAUCAGCUGAUGGUUUACUUUAUUCACCAAAUAAUUGGUCAAAUCGACAAAAUGCAUCGACGCCAUCAUUGAGAUCCGAUAAUUUGUCACACAAACCGAAUCCAAACAUUUGUAAUAAUCAAGGAAAAGAUUCCGCCGAUUCGGGAGCCGUUGAUAUGUUGAAUAUGUCAAUAGAAGCUGGAAGUUUGCAAUCGUGUAGCUCUAGAGGAUAUUCGGUUCCACCGCCGAUGCGAACCAUCAGCGCAAGAGACGCUUCUUGGCGCAAAUCAUCGCAAGAAAUUCCACGAAUUUCGUCAUUAAAUAACCAAGCGAAUGGAGUCUAUGAAAAUCAAACUGAACAAAAUUAUCCAUGGUAUUGGAAUAACUAUAAUCAAGCAUGCAGUUCAGCAGCACCACAAAGUCCGCAUUGUCAUUAUCAUCAUCACAUGUGCGCGAUGCAAACAUCGAACCCAGCAAACGAUCCAAUGCUGAUGCAACAAUUCAUUCAAACACAGCAAAUGCUUAUAAAUUCGAUAAGCCAAUGCAAUCAAUUGUUGUGGGAUCAACAACGUGAAAUUAACACUUUGAACAGUGCCGUUCUAUUGAUUCAAGAGCGUCUUUUGAAUGGAUCAAGUAAUUCAAUGGUUGAUGCAACACAACAAAAUAUCAUAAGAGCUGAAUCGGUUCCACCAAAUAUCGUGUGCACAAAUCAAGCUCCAUUUUUACCACGUGCUCAUUCAGAGCAGCCACAAAAUUUCCCAAACUAUCCGCAAUCGUCUAGUGCAUCAAUUCAGCAGCAACAACAACAGCCACAGUCUCCGAUUUCACCAUCACCAUUUCGUCAAUACACAAACACCCCACAAAAUGCUCAAUUCUAUCGGAAUAAUCAACAAGGCGUUCGUUUACUUCGUCAACCAUUGCUAAACAGUCGGACCGGUGUGGCUGCUCCAUUUUAUGAAACCGAUCAAAUUCAAUACUCGAAUAAUUUUUUGAACGCUCAUAAUUUGUCCAAUCAUACAAACGACAACAGCGGAUCACCUAACAAUGCGACCAUUAAUAAUUUGCAUCAACAAAACUUAACCAAUGCCUCCAAUUCCGCAACACCAGUAACCAAUAAUAGUGUGAACGCAACUAACACAGUCACUGCUUUGAAUAAUCAAGUUGUGCCUGGCAUUCGUGCAAACAAUUAUUAUGAUAAUUUUCGAAGUUAUUCACGACAAAAUCUUCUGUCAAGCGCCAGUUGUAAAAGUAAUGAAAUCGAACAGGCGCAAGCCCAUAUAACACACAACAAUUUGCCAUUCGGUAAUAAGUUCCGUAAUCAGAUCAAUCAAAAUACACCGCCCGAUGUACUUAAUGUGAAUCAACAGCGAUACUAUCACGAUCAUAUUAUCGAAUCGAGUAACACAAAUAACUACAAUAAUUUGAAAUUGAGCGUCGGUUCGGUAUCAGCGCCAACGGCUGCUGUUGCAAGUAUUUUAGCAACAUCCAUUGGCGCACAAAUGACCGCCACAAAUACGGUUGCUAUCAAUACAAACACCGCUGUUGAAUCAAAUCUCCUAAAUUCGAUUGCAAACAACAGUCAUACAAACAAUGAAAAUAGUAGAUGUGGCGAUGAUCAGAAAUCAAUAAAUUCUUUUAAUUUCGAUGUGAAUGAAUUGAAGCAACCGAAAAUGUCGACAAAAACAUUGCAAAAGGGAACGACCGGUGGUAGUAAACGUGUUCGACCAUUACGUGAUAUGAGCGCACCAUUGAACGAGAGAGAAAAUCAAUUUGGAACGGCUAGUGUGAAUGGCAUUGGUGCGAUGGGAUCACAAGAUUUAAAUUUAGCCAGCAGUUCGAAUCAACGAACAAAUUUAAAAUCAUCUUCGAAACUAUUUGACGAUCUUAAAGAGAAUGUCUAUUUGGAAGUUUCAGCAUUAAUUGCGGCAAACGAGUCACGACCACAUUUUUUGAUUAAUCUAUUUCGUGAGCUGCAAUUAAUAUCAUCGUCCGAUCCAUUGCGAAAGCGAUUAAUGCAAGCCUUUCAAGAAGUAUAUACACAACACUGUGAAUCGAAUGGAUCCCCAAACAUCCUACCUGAUAUGCAGGCAUCCGUGUCAAAUGUACAGAAUGACUUGGAAAAUCCACAUCAUCAAGAGGUAACACAACAUUCUGGUGGACAGCACUUCAAUGAUAGAGAUGGCGCGAAUAAUUUAUCGGUCACAACAACGUGUGUUCCUGAUUUGCGAUCUUCAAUCGAUGAAGCUCUAUUGCGAGCAAUCACAACAAAUCCAAUCCAAAAUGAGGCGACAAACAGUUGUUCAUACUUGGAUUUAACCGUUAAGCAUGAUUCACAAAAUGGUUCACCCACAUCGAAGGGAAAUUCCAUAGUGACACCAACAUCAUUGGCUGACGUUGUUGCAAUGGAUGCAAAUAUGCAACACACGCCAAAUAUACAUCCAUCAACACUACAAUUCAGUGCACCUGUUUGUAUGGUAUCACAUCUAAAUCAAGAAUUGGCGGAAGCCGAUCAAAGUAUGGAAAAUGACGUAGCAAAUAAUGAAAAUGUUACAAAUUCACCAGACACAACCGAACGCAACGAUUUAAUACCCGACAAUGGAUGCUCAAAUGAAGGUGCGGUCGGUGGUGUAGAAUCAACACCACCUCCAUUACCCGAUUUAGCCAAAGUCACCACAACUUCAAAUUGUGAAAUUGAUUUUGUUGACACCGACCUAUAACGUAACUGAUUUUUUGUUGAAAAAGACAAGAAGUGGAUUUGAAACACAAAUUAAUUGAAUGUUUGAUGUCAUAGAAAUAAUUUGUAUGCACAUAAAUACAAUUUCCUACAGUUAGGAAAUUUUUUAAUAAACAUUUAUUAAUCACAUGAUUAUUUUAUCAUUAUUUUUCAU